Molecule: messenger RNA, 438 nt
Organism: Seminavis robusta
Lineage: Eukaryota; Bacillariophyta; Bacillariophyceae; Naviculales; Naviculaceae
Source: the annotation of a GenBank genome assembly
AUGGCCAUUCGUAGCAGCUUCCUUGCAUGUGUCUUCAUGCCAUGGACAGCCGUUUUCAUGGGCAUAUUUGAGGCAUUCCAAAUGGCCAUUUUCAGCAACAAAUCGGCAUGUGUGUUUAUCCCAGGGACAGCCAUUUUCAUGGGCAUAUUUGAGGCACUCCAAAUGGCCAUUAUAUGCAGCAAAGCGGCAUGUGUCUUCAUGCCAUGGACAGUCGCUUCAAUGGGCAUACUUCAGAAUUUCCAAAUUGUUGCUCACAGCAGCAAAUCGGCAUGUGUGUUUAUCCCAGGGACAGCCAUUUUCAUGGGCAUAUUUGAGGCACUCCAAAUGGCCAGUGAGAGCAGCAAAGCAGCACGUGUCCACAUGCCAUGGACAGCCAUUUCAUGGGCAUAUUUGAGGCAUUCCAAAUCCCCAUUUUCAGCAGUUAAUCGGCAUGUGUAA